Messenger RNA from Camelina sativa (false flax), 1055 nucleotides. RefSeq lists its product as uncharacterized. Lineage: Eukaryota; Viridiplantae; Streptophyta; Magnoliopsida; Brassicales; Brassicaceae. The record is from RefSeq and is a predicted model, not a curated record.
UCUUGCCCGCGUACAGCCCACGUAUAGAAUCCACUCAUCCAGUUUAAUAUGAAAAUAACGUUUAAUUUGAUCCUUAAACGAACUUAAUUUAUUGAAUAACUUAUACGUCAAUCUCUAUUUCCGCGUCAACCAAACUGCAAAAAGCUGCUUACUUCUGUAUAUAUACAAAACACACAGAACUGUCAACAGCCUCAUUCAUUCAUCACCUGAAGAACCAAAGCAGCAAACAAAAAACACACAACAAUCAACAAGUGAAGUCAGAUCUUGAUAAAACAAAUCCAUGGGGGAAUCAAAGAAGAAAAGCAGAUCAGUAGCAACACAGAGAGCUCGGAGUAUUGUGAGAAUGGCUCUUCUAUGGGGAAGAAAAGGUGGAAUCUUCAAGAGAUGGCACAUGUUUGAGCUCCGUAACUUGUUCUCCAAGCAUCUCAAAGCGCUAGCUCAUCAUAACAGCGUUAACAACGACAGUUAUAUCUCUCGUUACGGCGAGAAACAGCUCUCUUUCGACGAGACGCCAAUCUUUAACGUUAAGAUGCAUCGUCCUGCAUCCAUGAGGUUCCUCUUACCUUGCAUUGCUCCUCCCGUUGAUUUUGACUACGACUUCGAAUUGGACCGUCAAAAUGAUACGGAUGAUGCUAGAUCAUACGGCUACUACGAUGAUUCUUGCCAUGAGAAAUGUGACCCUGCGGCUGAGGAUCAUCAAGAGGAGGAGGAAGAAGAGAAGGGUGUUGAUGUGAGAGCAGAUGAGUUCAUUGCUAACUUCUAUGAACAGAUGAAGUUGCAGAGGCAAAUCUCGUAUUUGCAAUACAAAGAACACAACGACCUUGUAUGAUGAUGGUCAAAAGCGUCUCAAGUGUUACUUCAAUUUUUUUGUUCGUUAUCAAUAUGUAACCCACAAUUUUACAAUCAAUCCUAUAAUAUAAUUUUGGCCUAUGAACAAAUAAAAAUGAUUUGUCGUUUGAUCUAGAAUGUGGAUAGAGAGACCUUUCCUAAACUUUUUCACAAAUUCUGAAAAGAGUGGCACAUAAAAUUACUGGGUUCACUCACUGUUACAUCGG